AGCAACUUCGUGAAAUCUGUCAUAGACAAAAGACCACAUUUCCCAGAACACACUUCGAUUUUGCGCAUACGUAAUCAGGAGCGGUAGCAUGGCGUGUAGAGUGUAGUCACGUGGAGAUGGUCCACCUCGAUUAUGUCCAAACAGAACGUGAGUGAGUGAGUGAGUAGCUACUACUAGCAGUCUGUCUGUAGGAGCGCCGCUGGGCUGCUUCACCGAUUCAUGUUGUUUUUUUAGCCACGCGCCCCUUUAAACUUGACAAUUUUAUCGAAGAAUGAGUGAUAACGAUGAUAUCGAAGUCGAUAGUGACGAAGACUCACCGAGAUAUCACAAUGUGGCAGACAAACGGGCACACCACAAUGCGCUGGAGCGCAAGCGUAGGGACCACAUCAAAGACAGCUUUCACAGCCUCCGGGACUCUGUGCCUGCCUUGCAGGGAGAAAAGGUUGGUAACAGUACUGGUGCGCACCAAAACAGCUCUACCAAACAGGCGUCUCGAGCUCAAAUCCUAGAUAAAGCCACAGAGUACAUCCAGUACAUGAGACGAAAAAAUCACACGCACCAGCAAGACAUCGACGACUUGAAGAGGCAGAACGCGCUGCUGGAGCAGCAAGUGCGUGCUCUGGAGAAGGUGAAGGGCUCGGCGCAGCUCCAGGCCAACUACUCCUCGUCCGACAGCAGCCUCUACACUAACCCGAAAGGCAGCACCGUGUCUGCGUUUGAUGGCGGCUCCGACUCCAGCUCCGAGUCUGAACCCGAGGAGCCCCCCAACCGCAAGAAGCUGCGCGUGGAGGCCAGCUCGAAAGCGCCCGGCGCUCCGAAAAGCAGGUGAAAAGGCCGGAGUCGCGGCCUCACGGGAAAGGCGAGAGGAAGCCUUUAAACGCGCUCGAGGCUCUUUGACCUUUCCACCCGAUGCCCACCGCAUACCCACUGUCCUUGCGCCCAACCCUGCCCUCCCCCUUCUGGGUGGGCUCCCACUGGAGACUCAUGACCCCUCCUCAAAACUCCUCACAACCGCCACCACAAUCGUCUCCAAGAACAAGGAGGGUGGAGGCCAGCGGGAUGGGAGCUCUUCAACGUCCCCACCCCCCAAUUAAUAUUUUAUUCUUGCAGCAAUCCAACCCCCCCCCCCCCAAAAAAAGAGGCAGCUUGCUUCUCCACUGUAUUUUGUUCACUUUGAACCUAGACACACACCAAAACAAUUUAUCUUUUUGAACUACCACCAACACGUAUUGUACAUUUGCUUUUUCCACUUAAGAAUGUGAAGACCCUCCAAGGAGAAAUGUUUAGUGACACCCACCUCAGGCCCACCGGAUCUCAGAUGUUUUCUGCUGCAACACAUUUGUUAAUGAGAAGGAAACAAAAAAAAACGUUCCUAUUGUUGAAAUUGAUGUUUUGAAAUAAUUUGAAUAUUCCUAAACUUGUAUUGUAUUUUGUCCUUUAGCUUGAAGUAGUGAAUGACUUUAGGUGGCUGAAUACAUUAGGCAGCUUGUUUGAUAGACAUACAAAAAAAAAAAAGACUAGUGAUAAUUGGAUGUUUUCAAGCUCAAAUGUAUGUUACGCAUUUUGUAGUCAUCUCACGGAUCAUGGAAGAUAUCACUCAACCGAAAUGUUCCAAAGUAGCUCCUGUCGUUUGCAGUCCGAGGAAGCCAAUGAAGCCCCACUCCCUUGUUGAUGUGUCGUGCUUUACAAAGUUCUAAAAUCCGUGUUGCUGAAGCCUUCCCCAAGAAAACUU
Molecule: messenger RNA, 1732 nt
Organism: Hippocampus comes (tiger tail seahorse)
Lineage: Eukaryota; Metazoa; Chordata; Actinopteri; Syngnathiformes; Syngnathidae
Gene: max
Product: myc associated factor X
Exons: 5
Coding region: 272-829 (185 amino acids)
Biological process (GO): positive regulation of transcription by RNA polymerase II
Cellular component (GO): RNA polymerase II transcription regulator complex
Molecular function (GO): protein dimerization activity; DNA-binding transcription factor activity
Source: RefSeq, a predicted model, not a curated record